AUGUUUUCUGAAAAGGAGAAGAAAAAGCAGAGUAAGAAAAACAAGUCCUACAAAAGCAAAAAAAAAGAUGAAGAAAAAGAUGAAGAAGUUAUUGAUGCAAAGUACAAGAACAAUCAUAUUGCAGAUGAAAUCGAAAGUGAAGAAGACAACAUGGAAAUGAAUCAAAGAAGUCACGACCUCUCACCACUAAUCGCAGCUCAUAAAUAUUUCGAAGAUAAUGACUCGUUUGACAACGACACUAAGGAAAAUAAAAAUAAUAAGAAAAAGAAAAAAAAAAAAAAAAAAAACAGGGAGGAUGGUCAGCAGGGAGAGGAAAACAUCGACAGCGACAUAAACAAAUCCAAUGUAGAAGUGAAGGAAGAGAAAGGUAUAGUCAAAGGGGAAUACCAAUUGGGAAGUCAUAAUAAUCUGGAGGAGCAGAAUGAGAAGCAAAGGGAAGAAAGGAAAAAGCAAAAGAAGGAAGCGAAAAUGCAAAAGAAGGAAGCGAAAAUGCAAAAGAAGGAAGCGAAAAUGCAAAAGGAGGAAACGAAAAUGCAAAAGGAGGAAGUGAGAAUGCAAAUGGAGGAAAUGAAAAUGCAGGAGGAGAAAAAAAAGAAAAAGAAAGUACGCUUCGAUGAAGUAGAAGUAAGAAACGAAGAAAUUCUGAACUACUUUAUCAAUUCGUAUAGAAACAAAAUAAGUAUAGAGCACGAUGAGUUGUGUCAAGUGAUGACUGGCAAGAAAUUUUUUGACAUCGAACGAUUGGCAAAAAAUGCGACAGACAUUACACACGAGUCAUUGAUGCUAACAAAUAUUCAGAAAGAAAAGGAAACGUAUUGCAAGCAAUGUGGAUAUAUAUAUAACUACGAUGAUUACAUGUACAUGUUUAUUAAACGCUUUAACAUCACCAAAUUAAGGAAAAACUAUGACACCAUGGGUAAUAGUUUCAAUGGGAAUGCGUAUGACUUUAUUGGGAAUUCUGAAUUUCUACAUGAUAAUUGUAUUAAAUGCAUUUAUUGCGGUGGAAUAAUAGAUAGCAUUCAAAUGCUUGAUCAGUGGAAUGGUAAAAGUAACUAUAUUGAAUUAAACUCAUACAGAGAAAAAUACAUAUUUGAUAAAAAUAAAAAAAAUUAUUGGAAAAAUAAAAUAACCUCACUUGAUAAAAAUAUGUCCUUAUUUAAAGAAGAUAAAAACCAAGCUUAUAAUAUAACAUACGAAAAAUGUACAGACUGUGGUAAUGACUUCUUACACUUUAUAAAUAUUCAGACGAGGAGUGCUGACGAAGGGUCAACUAUAAUUUAUUUUUGUCCUAAUUGUAAAAAACAAACAACUGUUAAUAAUUAG
Molecule: messenger RNA, 1323 nt
Organism: Plasmodium gonderi
Lineage: Eukaryota; Apicomplexa; Aconoidasida; Haemosporida; Plasmodiidae
Exons: 1
Coding region: 1-1323 (440 amino acids)
Biological process (GO): DNA-templated transcription
Molecular function (GO): zinc ion binding; nucleic acid binding
Source: RefSeq, a predicted model, not a curated record